AUCGUCCAUAGGCCAACCAUGCGCCCACGGCUAGCUUAAUUCGCCGCACCAUCAGUUCGCUCGCAAACUCUCCUAUCAAGCACAGGCACAGCACACAGCAGCACAGCCAUGGCUGCUCCCAGACUCGCCGCCGCCAGCUGCCACGCUCUGCGCGGAGUGCUCCACGACAAGCUCCGCGCCGUUGAGCUGCAGCUGCGGGCGUGCCGCCGCUCCCUCGCCGGCGCGUCCGGCUCUUCGUCGACGACGGCAGCCGCCGUGGCCGCGCUCGUCUGCGCCGCCGCGGCGUUCCCGCGAGCCGCGGCCUUCUUCCUGCCACUCGUGGCCUCCACCUCCCUCUGCUGCACGGCAGCGUGCCUGUUCGCCGCCGUGGAGCGGAGCGCGGCCAAGGAGGCUGUAGAGGCCGUGGUCGUGGACGGCGAGGGAAAGGCCGAGGCCGGGCUGCUACAGGUGAUCGGCGAGGCCAACACCAGCGCGUACGGCGACAGGCUCGGCAGCGUCCAGGUGGGAUGCUUCAUCCGCAGGUCCGCGAGGCGAGGCGUGGACGAGGACGGCGAGGAGGUCGUGUUCGCCGGCACGCUGGCGCCCUGCACGGCGGGCUUCGUCGGCGCCGGUCACGCCCAGCGGCGCGGCGCCGCGCUGGAGGAGGAGCUCACGGCGAUGCGCGUGGAUCGGCUCGCCGAAGGCGUCUGGAACAGCUACUUCGGCGGGUGGUCUAGGUGGCACCACAUCGACACGGCAUGCAGCCUCUGAGCCCUCUGCAGCUGCAGUCAAGCACUUGAUAUUGUUGCUCCAUUAUUAGGAUCGUCUGAAACAAAAUGUCUAUGCUACUAUACUUAUAUGGAAGUUUUAAAUACA
Zea mays is the source of this 855-nucleotide messenger RNA. RefSeq lists its product as uncharacterized. NCBI's taxonomy places the organism in Eukaryota, Viridiplantae, Streptophyta, Magnoliopsida, Poales, Poaceae. The record is from RefSeq and is marked predicted.